Messenger RNA from Carassius auratus (goldfish), 3648 nucleotides. Its product is annotated as transmembrane protein 200A. The record is from RefSeq and is a predicted model, not a curated record. The transcript has 2 exons. Lineage: Eukaryota; Metazoa; Chordata; Actinopteri; Cypriniformes; Cyprinidae. Bases 846 to 2339 code for a protein of 497 amino acids.
CCUGUAAUAAAAUAUGUUUUUAUGACAGUAGCUGUGGUUGUUAGCCUACAGAAAUAUUUGCGUCCACGAAAUGAUCAUGUCAGCGUUGGUUUCAAGUAACAUACGUAAUGUGUUUGCUAGGAGGUUUCUUUUCUUUUUUCUUUUUUUCGUCCCACGCAAAUUAUUUAUUAAAAUUCGCUCUCUCGCUCUCUCUCUCUCUCUCUCUCGCUGUCAGUGUGCGUCAUCUGGAGUGGCGUCACGUGGGAGUACAAAGCCAGCGCUCGCGCUCUGCGCGUUACUAACGAUUCGCGCCUCGGUCUCGAGAGGAGAUACUUCACAAAGAACGAUGCUAUUUCUUAUUUACUACAACCAUACAACCAAAUAUGAGUGACUUUUACUUUUUGUCGACGCGAACUCGUCUAUUUAAUAGGAUUAUUCACACUCGCCUUGUGCUGUUUAUUAUGGAUUUUUAGACUAGAAAAACGCUCGACCGGUGGACAGAAAGAAAAUAAAGGGAACAGUGGAAGAAAGAGAAACUAACUUGUUCCGUUUUCGAGAUAUUCUCGUCCAAACCACAUCUUUUGCUCGUAAAUAGUGAAGUUUGUCUGGAGCACGUAUCCAGCUGCUGAGAUGAUGGAGAGGAUGAGCGCUCAGAGGGAAGUUUUCUCUCCAGACAUCCAAAUAAAGAGAGUCUCACCGACCCGAUUAUCAAACUACAGAAAAACAGCUCUCAAAGCAAAGUACUGGCGAAAGUGUCCUUCACUGUGAGGCGGAAAUAUGAUGCUGCGCGCGAGAUCUACUUGUGCGUAAUGGACACAUAACAUCAGGAGGAGCCUCUCAGCAGACAGGCUUGUAUUGCCGUAGCAAUGAUUGCAACAGGUGGGGUGAUCACAGGGCUCGCUGCAUUGAAAAGACAAGACUCUACCCGCUCUCAGUAUCAUCUGCCAACCCAGAGCCCCACCUCUGCACCUGAGAAGAAAUGCACUAAGCGUAAACCCAGAGCUGAUGUGGUGGUGGUGAGAGGAAAGGUCAGACUGUAUUCAGCCUCAGGAUUCUUCCUGGUUUUGGGAGUGCUGAUCCUCCUGGCAGGUAUUGCAAUGGCUGUUCUAGGAUACUGGCCUCAUAAGGACCACCAGAAGGCACCAGAAAGCAAGUUGUCUGUGAACAAUACACAGUUUGUCCGAGAGCAAGUGGGCUCCAUUGCGCAAUUCUUAGAGCAACACCUGCAUUCAGAGAAGAUGAAAAUGUUGGGUCCUUUCACAAUGGGAAUUGGGAUUUUUAUCUUUAUUUGUGCUAAUGCCAUCUUACACGAGAACAGGGAUCGUGAGACAAAGAUCAUCCACAUGAGGGACAUGUACUCGACUGUCAUAGACAUUCACAGCCUGCGGAUUAAGGAGCAGAAGUGUACAAACGGGGCCUACAUGGGUCCCUAUGCGGACACAGAGAUCCGUUCCUUCGGUCUGGACAGUCAGUUUGCCUCACGGCUCACAGCAAACACACUAAUGUCCUUCUCUGGUCUCGAUGGGGAUGUCCGAUUCUCCCACAGGACCAGCUCAGCUGAGGAUGAUGAGGGUCUAAUGAGUGAGGCCAGAGGCGGAUUAGGCCUGUUGUCGCCUACCUACAGAGACCGCUCUGAAUGUAUCUUUGGUUUCCAGGGUGAGGGUAUUCGUCGGUGGGAAGACAAACGUGGCGCACUAAAGAAAUGCCAAACACGCUCCAUCGUUUCCUCUUCCAUCAGCGCCUUCACACUGCCCGUCAUCAAACUCAACAACUGUGUCAUCGAUGAGCCUGACAUUGAUAGCAUCACGGAAGACUUAGAGCCGAACAGGGUCCACUCCAGACCUCCAUCAAUGGAAUCUUUAACAGUCCCUGUUCCCGACAUUGCCAAAGCUUUCAAGCCUCCGGGUGGCCACUUGCUCCGGAGCAACUCAGCCACUGAAACCCAGAGUCCUGCAUCAUCCCAUUCUUCAUUGUCUCCUAGAUCCACCAGUGGUAGGUUCCUGUCCCCGGGAGCGGCACGUAAAGACUUUGGCUCCAAUAACUCCCUCCACAUGUUUUCAGCCCAUUCUAAAUCUCUGGAUUUAGAGAGAGGGCCCACAAUGCUGACUGUCCAGCCUGAACAGAGGAAACACCCGAGCUGGCCCAGAUUGGACCGAAGUAAUAGUAAAGGAUACACCAAACUGGAGAACAAGGAGGACCCUAUGGACAGGCUAAUAGUUCCCCCGGUGGCCGUGAAGAAGGACUACACUAAAAAGGAGAAACUUCUUAUGAUCUCCAGGUCUCACAAUAACUUGAGCUUCGAGCAUGAUGAGUUUAUGAGCAGCAGUUUGAAGAGAGGCACCUCAGAGACUAGAUUUUAAAACUGAGCUAGGGCCUUAUAUAUAAAGCGUGUGUACGCUCAGAUUUGAUCUUAGAGUGUGCGCCCCCAAUCCACACCAACACUCAUAUUUGUCAAAACUGUCUUUGAUGUGGAAAAGUGCUUGGUAUCACUUCAGAGUCUGAGCAGACAUACAACUUUUUCGUUUUUACAGCAGGUUUUUGGAAAUGUAAACUAUUCUAAAUGAAAGAAUUUGGAUGAUGACUGCAAUCUUUUACGUGUUAAGGACAUUAAUUAGGAGUUGUUUACAAGGCAGAAAGCUGAAACCAUCCUGUUGAUAAUGUUCUAGAUCAUUUGCAAUUCAUAGAUUUCACAUCUGAAAGAGAGGCGUACGUGCGUUUUUUGUAUGUACGUUCAUUCUAUCAAUCACAUGUUCGCAUAUUUGAGAGAUGAUUAUAAGAUAAAAUAUAGGAUGAUUUCUGUGCAAAAUUUUAUAAAUCAGGCCCCUCAAAUGUCAACCCAGUGGCUUCUGACGUUCACGAUCUGCCUGCAAUACAGAAUACAGUUCUUGCUGUUUUUUUUUUAUUUUAAGGCCCUUGUAAGCUCAGAAUUAUGCUGAGCUUACAGAGCUCACAAAGCUGAGCUGCAGAAUUAUACGGCUGAAUUUAUAAAAAAAAAAAAAAAAACACGUAACUCUAAAAAAAAAUCUAACAAAUGGGUUGUCAGCUGUUUUUCGUAGUAUUAGUUGUACUUGAUAACAUACAAAAAGUUUACCAAAGUUUGACCAAUAGAAAGGUGUGAUUUUCAAGAUGGUGUCCAAGAUGGACAGGGAGCACUUAAAAUAUCCUAACUGCUUCUUUAUUUGACCUAGCCAAGUAAUCUUUUUGUCUAGCCCAAUGUUUUCUGGGACUAUAAUGAAUCCAUUGGAGAUGUCUAAAUUGAACUGACAGGAUUACAUACUUAUGAAAUACGUGAUUUUGUCAGAUUACUGUAAGGUUUUAUCAGUGUUUGGGGUGAACCAGAGUUGUAAAAAAUUUAGCCUAUUUCAUGUAACUGCUAUUCAGAUGAUCCACUGUUAUUGCACAACUGCCGAACACAACGGUGCAGUUGCAGGGCAUAUGAACUGCCAUGCAUGCCUGCUUGUGGACCAUGUCAAGUUGGGAAUUGUGAGAAUCAUCAUAAUCAACCUCUAUUCGAGGAAGAGUAUGAUGACUAAUGGGAAAUAUACAGGUGCUAGUCAUAUAAUCAAAAAGUUGAUUUAUUUAACUAAUUCCAUUUAAAAAUUGAAACUUGUAUAUUAUAUCAAUUCAUUACACACAGACUGAUACAUUUCAAAUGUUUAUUUCUUUUAA